UUCACACCCGCCGAGAAAACGAACGCCCUCCGAGCCGGCAGCCGAGAGCAGCAACCCCAGCUCGGCCGCUGCCGCCUCCCGCCGGCGGACGGCCGCGUCGCCGGGCAUGGCCGGGCAGCCGCCGCAGAACCCGGAGGACGACUUCCUCGACCAGUUCUUCUCCCUCACCAACUCCCUCUCCGCCGCCGGCCGCCCCUCCGGCGACCAGCCCUUCUCCCUCGACCUCAGCCUCGACGCCGCGGCGGACGCCUCCGGGGGCAGGGGGGGCAUCGGAGACGAUGCCGACAAGGCGGACCGGGACGCCGUGCAGCUCCCCGGCCUCUUCCCGCCGGUCUUCGGCGGUGGCUUGCAACCGCCGCACCUUCGCCCCACCCAUCCUCCCCAGAUGUUCCACGCGCAGCAGUCGAAGCAGGGCGGAUCAGCCGGUGGGCCUCAGCCUCCGGCGCCUAGGCCCAAGGUGCGAGCGCGUCGAGGCCAGGCGACCGAUCCCCACAGCAUAGCAGAGAGGCUAAGAAGAGAGAGAAUAGCGGAAAGGAUGAGGGCCCUACAGGAAUUGGUCCCCAAUACGAACAAGACAGAUAGGGCAGCAAUGCUAGAUGAGAUCCUAGAUUAUGUGAAGUUCCUUAGGCUUCAAGUGAAGGUUUUAAGCAUGAGCAGAUUGGGUGGUGCUGGUGCUGUCGCGCAGCUGGUUGCUGACAUUCCACUUUCAGUUAAGGGGGAAGCAAGUGAUAGUGGAACCAAACAGCAGAUUUGGGAAAAGUGGUCAACGGAUGGCACAGAAAAGCAGGUAGCAAAGCUAAUGGACGAGGACAUUGGUGCCGCAAUGCAAUUUCUCCAAUCCAAGGCACUCUGCAUGAUGCCAAUCUCUCUUGCCAUGGCAAUCUACGACACACAACAUUCACAAGAUGGCCAACCAGUGAAGCCUGAACCGAAUGCUACGUCCUAGUAUAGUAACAGCAACUGUAACACGCAUCUCUCCAGCUGCUAGUAGCCACCAACCUAUCAAAGUGUAAGAUAAAACAGCUCGUUUUGGUUCACUAACAAGGAGGCAAGAAAAGACCUAUAAGAUCCUCUCCACUCAAAGUUGUACCGAUGGUAUAUGAUGUCACCUACCCCUUUCCAUCUUUUGUUCAAAGGUGCUUUAAUCUCAA
Molecule: messenger RNA, 1151 nt
Organism: Lolium rigidum
Lineage: Eukaryota; Viridiplantae; Streptophyta; Magnoliopsida; Poales; Poaceae
Product: transcription factor UNE12-like
Exons: 7
Coding region: 107-946 (279 amino acids)
Biological process (GO): regulation of transcription by RNA polymerase II
Cellular component (GO): nucleus
Molecular function (GO): RNA polymerase II cis-regulatory region sequence-specific DNA binding; protein dimerization activity; DNA-binding transcription factor activity, RNA polymerase II-specific
Source: RefSeq, a predicted model, not a curated record